GCAUCCAUGAAAUAGGCUUUGAGAAUUAAAAAUCUUGAAUCAGUUCAUGAGGGGUAGUGGCUCUUCGUACACAUCUGAAAGCAUCUUUCCUUGACAUGAAGUUUCCUGCUGGAGACUUUCAGACACAUGCUGAAAUCAGUCUGAGAGAGUACGUUGGGCAGUCACAGAACAUUUCUCUUGAUUCUCUUUCAGGCUAUCUUGGCAUUCUGCUGGAUAUACGUCCGUAAAUAUCAGAGCCAGCGGGAAAGUGAAGUCGUCUCCACCAUCACAGCGAUUUUCUCCCUGGCGAUUGCACUGAUCACAUCAGCUCUUCUGCCCGUGGAUAUAUUUCUGGUUUCCUACAUGAAAAAUCAAAAUGGUACAUUUAAGGACUGGGCCAAUGCUAACGUCAGCAGACAGAUCGAGGACACUGUACUGUAUGGUUACUAUACCUUAUAUUCUGUUAUAUUAUUCUGCGUGUUUUUCUGGAUCCCCUUUGUCUACUUCUACUAUGAAGAAAAGGAUGAUGAUGAUACUGGUAAAUGCACUCAAAUUAAAACGGCACUCAAAUAUACUUUGGGAUUUGUUGUGAUUUGUGCACUUCUUCUUUUAGUUGGUGCUUUUGUUCCAUUGAAUGUUCCCAAUAACAAAAAUUCUACGGAGUGGGAAAAGGUGAAGUUCCUGUUUGAAGAGCUUGGAAGUAGUCAUGGCUUAGCUGCCUUGUCAUUUUCCAUUAGUUCUCUGACCUUGAUUGGAAUGUUGGCAGCUAUAACUUACACAGCCUAUGGCAUGUCCGCAUUGCCUUUAAAUCUGAUAAAAGGCACCAGGAGCGCUGCUUAUGAGCGUUUAGAAAACACGGAAGACAUUGAAGAAGUGGAGCAGCACAUCCAGACGAUUAAAUCAAAGAGCAAAGAUGGUCGACCUUUGGCAGCAAGGGAUAAACGCGCCUUAAAACAAUUUGAAGAAAGGUUACGAACACUUAGGAAAAGAGAGAGGCACUUAGAAUUCAUUGAAAACAGCUGGUGGACAAAAUUUUGUGGUGCUCUGCGUCCCCUGAAGAUAAUUUGGGGAAUAUUUUUCAUCUUAGUCGCAUUGCUGUUUGUAAUUUCUCUUUUCCUGUCAAAUUUGGAUAAAGCUCUUCAUUCAGCUGGAAUAGAUUCUGGUUUCAUAAUUUUUGGAGCUAACCUGAGUAAUCCACUGAAUAUGCUUUUGCCUUUGCUACAAACAGUGUUUCCUCUUGAUUAUAUUCUUAUAACAAUUAUUAUUAUGUACUUCAUUUUUACUUCAAUGGCGGGAAUUCGAAAUAUUGGCAUAUGGUUCUUUUGGAUUAGAUUGUAUAAAAUCAGAAGAGGCAGAACCAGGCCCCAGGCACUCCUGUUUCUCUGCAUGAUACUUUUACUCAUCGUCCUUCACACCAGCUACAUGAUUUACAGUCUUGCGCCCCAAUAUGUUAUGUAUGGAAGCCAGAAUUACCUAAUAGAGAGCAAUAUAACGUACGAUGAACAUAAAGGCAAUUCAACCCUUUCUGUGCCAAAGAGAUGUGACGCAGAGGCCCCUGAAGAUCAGUGUACUGUCACCCGGACAUACCUGUUCCUCCACAAGUUCUGGUUCUUUAGUGCUGCGUACUAUUUUGGUAACUGGGCCUUCCUUGGGGUGUUCCUGAUUGGCUUGAUCGUAUCCUGUUGUAAAGGGAAGAAAUCGGUCAUCGAGGGGGUGGACGAGGAUGACUCAGACCUCAGUGAGGACGAGCCCUCCGUCUAUGCUGCCUGACAGCCCCCGAAGUCCAGGUUCCACAAAGCUGACUGAGCAUCUCUGUGCAUUUGUCAAGUGUCACACAUUAGGAUGAACUGACUAGCUUUCAUCAUAAAGAGGAGCAUGGCUAUUAAAAAAUUAUAUUUUUUAUGUUUUCUGAAGUAACAGUGUAUCAUAGAUUAACAUAUAAAACUGCUAUAAUAAUUCUAUGUAAAUACAAAGCCACCAGCUUCAUGAGGGAAUGUUUGUGGAAAUUUUUCUCUAGUGUAUAAUAGUGUUGAAUUGAUUAAAAAUCUUCCAGAAUUAAUACUCCCUUUUGUCACUUUUUAAAAAUAUAAUAAAUCACUUGUAUUUGUGCCUUUGGGUCUCUGGAAUACUGUGGAAUUUUGAAGUGUCUAUAUCUGAUUGUCUGAAAGUAAUAUUCACAGUAUAGCUGAUAAAUAAAUGUUGUUCCCUAUGCA
Messenger RNA from Vicugna pacos (alpaca), 2192 nucleotides. The record is from RefSeq and is a predicted model, not a curated record. Lineage: Eukaryota; Metazoa; Chordata; Mammalia; Artiodactyla; Camelidae.